AAUACACAAAUAUUCCUUCUGAUCAGAUACUUCAGCUGUUGAAAAUAUUGGGAAUCUGCAAUUAUUUGCCAUUAGGACUUAGGCUCAUCCUGCUUUUGAAUUACUUUUUCUGCACCAGGUCUACUGAAUCUGGACUGAACAGAAGUCUUGAAAGAAGACUCUGCGCUGGUCUUGCUUUGCAUCAUAUAGAUCUGCGUUCAAGGUGGCUGCCCUAAAACGAAGGGAGGGUUUUUGAAAAGUUGUGGAGCUUCACGUUUCUCUGCUUGGUUGACAAAGCCUCUCGUGCGUGGAAGUGGAUGUUGUGGAGUCCUUCUAAUAACUUGUAUUAGCUUCUUUAUUGAUAGUCAAGUGUUGUGCAAGUUAUUUCUGGCAGGCCCUCAGAAAAGCUACUAGGCAGGUGGUCUCCGUCUGACUGACUUCCCAUGUCAUACUACCAGGAGGACUUCUUCAAAGAAUACCUCAAAAUGAUGGCGAAUAUUGUCAUCCUGAGCUUGCUCAUAUGUAUUUCUUUGGCUUUUUGGAUCGUGUCCAUGACCGCAAGUACCUACUAUGGCACUUUACGACCCAUUUCUCCAUGGCGUUGGCUUUUUUCAGUCUUGGUUCCACUAGUGAUUGCUACACAGGGUUUUAAGAAGAAGAGUCUUGAUCACAGUGGUGCUUUGGGAGGAUUGGUGGUUGGAUUUAUCCUUACAGUUGCAAAUUACAGUUUCUUCACUGCUUUGUUUGUAUUUUUUGUUACUUCUUCAAAACUUACUAAAUGGAAAAAAGAUGUGAAGAAGCAAAUAGAUUCAGAAUACAAAGAGGGUGGACAAAGGAAUUGGGUACAAGUAUUCUGUAAUGGCGGUGUUCCUACUGAGCUGGCCAUCUUAUAUAUGAUAGAAAACGGACCAGGUGAAAUUUCGAUAGACUUUUCCAAGCAAUACACAGCAUCAUGGAUGUGCUUAUCCCUCUUAGGAGCAUUGGCAUGCUCUGCUGGUGAUACAUGGGCUUCAGAGAUUGGUAGUGUAAUGAGUAAAAGCAAGCCAAGGUUGAUAACAACCUGGGAAAAGGUUCCAGUAGGUACGAAUGGAGGAAUUACUUUAGUGGGCCUGUUCUCAAGUUUACUUGGUGGCAUGGCAGUAGGUGCAGCCUACUUCGUAACACAGCUCAUUUUUGUGAGUGAUCUGGAUGCGUCUGCGCCACAAUGGCCAAUUAUUGUGUUUGGUGCAGCAGCUGGCUUACUGGGAUCAAUUGUUGAUUCGUAUUUGGGAGCAACGAUGCAAUACAGUGGUUUUGACAAGAAUAUUGGCAUGGUUGUCAACCACCAAACAAGAGACUCCAAGCACGUAUCUGGAAAACCUAUAUUAGACAACAACGCAGUAAAUCUGUUUUCUUCUGUAAUCAUUGCUUUGGUGCUUCCAAGUGUGGCAUGGGGUUUCUGGCCAAGAGGUUGAAGUGGUUGAAAGUUUUUCUGUAUGUGACUCAGUGUUGUUGAGCCUUACUCAAAGACUCUUACGAGUGCUCUUUGGAUGCUCUUGAGGAGAGGGGUCUGCAACCAUCAGAGCCAAAGGACUUUCCAUCACAAUUUCUUUAGGCUAUAAGCUUCAUAUGGCAGUUGCCAUCUGUCAGGGUGAAGAAGGGAUUUUUGUCAAUAUGCUCCUGCUGCUUUUCAAGUGGAUGUUGAUCACUGCUAAGCGAGGUGAAGCAGUUCAUUUAUCCUUACGGAGCUGAAGUGGGCAUCCGUGUUUUCUACGGUCCACAGAUUCUGGAAGACCAAGAAACUGGCAUUAGAUGCUUAAUCUACAUCUACCAGCAUGAUGGAGUAUUGUGGCUACUGUCUAAGCCCAGCACAAAGUACUCUAGGUUGGCGGUGGUAACACGGGUGAAAUCAAUGAAUUCUGGUAUAAUAUUUCCCAUGAUCUCCUAUAGGAUGUAAGAUUUCAUGGAAAUAAUUUGAAAUCUUAAAAAAAAAAAAAGAAAAAAGUGUUUGAAAAAAAGACUAAAUUUAAAAUAAAAACUUGACAGUUUUUCCAGUAAGAAUAAUAAAUUUGACUUUGUUUUAUACAAAUCUUUAGAAUUCUUUAUUUCCAAACUAAAAAUAUUUAUAAGGGUUGUUAGCCCUGUUGUAAUGUGUUACUUAUUAAAUUAUCUAAAUAUGAUAGUUUCAAUUUUUGUUUGUUUGUUUAGCAAUAUGAACGUCAUUUCUGUAAUAUUUAGGAUAUUGACCAAAAUAUUUUCUGUAGAUUCUUUCUCAGUAGUGUCACUUCUUUCCAUUUUCUUUGGGGUUGCUUUUUAGUGAUGAUAGUCUCAACCGAAGAAGCCACAGAGGUUCUUUGUGGUGAAUGGGGAGAGUCUCAUCUCUAAAGCAUUUCAAAAUGGGAAUUUAACUUUUAGUGCUUAGAUUGCUGUAUUAGAGGAGUCCGUCUUUCACCAUUAAUUAUAGAAGAUAUGGAAGUGACUUAGCCAGCACAGAUUGUGCUGAAACCUUAUGAAUACCCUCUUGAUAACCUCUCACUGGAGACAUUCAGAAGGUAGGGCCUGCACUGUUAACUUCUAAAAUCCUUUUUUUCUUUUUAUCUUCAUAAAUAGAUGAGCAUUUUACAUUAAAUACCAGAUUUUUACAAGCAUUCUGUAUAUGUUGCCUGUCCUGAUUCCCUUGAGUUAAGUAUUAUGCCACCUUUUAUGAGAACAUUUAAAAUUAUAAAAACACCUUCCAUUUUGAGUUUACUUGUUUGAAAUCUGCUCUAUAUAAAUCUGGAAUUUAGCACUGGAACUUGUAAACUGUAUUACCCAGUUAUAUAUACAAGAUUUCAAACUAGUGAAAGCUUUCAGAAAAGAAUGAUUUUGUGGCUGCUGUAUUUCAGUUGCUUCUGUAGUAAGGUGCAAAAUUAUAAAAGGAAUAUAAGUACUUAAACUAUAACUAUAAACACACAAAGUCUUUAUUAAUUGUUUGGAUUUAGGCUGCCUCUAAAUAAACAUUAAUCUUUUUAAAUAUUUUAUUAAUACUGUUGUGAUUUCUGGAAUUAACACACUGAAUUCUUUUAACAUAAUUUUUCUUUCAAUUAAACAGCUUAUAUUUUUAAAUACUUUUGAUACCUGAAACAAAAUACAUUUUCAAACACUGAAGUAGACUUUUAGUCAACUUUUCAUUAAUUGGGUCAUACUUUUGAAAUAGCUUACUGCAGUGAGAAGACAUCUAUAAUUUCAAAUUCAUAGCAGCAUGAAAUGCUUUCAUCUGUUAUCAUAUGCAUUAAUGUGAUCUGAAUGAACUGCUGCAGGUAGGACCUUCAAAGGCCAUUAUCAAGAAUUUUAUCUUUGUCAUAUUUUCUUAGUGAUGACACUGAGUUGCUUUUGAAAUUCCCACUCCUAAAUCUUCAGUAUUUAGAAAGAUCUGAGCGCUCUGAAGAGAACAAUGUUAACUCCAGGUGUAUUAUUUUGAAUGGGGGUAGACCUUACACAAAUUUUCCUACAUUUAGCUUCUUUCAUUUAGUAACUAUAGAAUUGUUAGCCCCCCCCUACCCCCCCCCACCAAGAGAGGACACAGGGAGAAAGUUAUGUGACUUAGUGCCUGUAAAUUGGUGUGUGUCUCUAAUUAGCACUUAUUGGGAUCAGAAAGAGCAAGCAGGAAUACUACCCAUCCACAAGAUACUUGGAGAGAUUAAAAAAAAAAAAAA
Messenger RNA from Struthio camelus australis, 3653 nucleotides. NCBI's taxonomy places the organism in Eukaryota, Metazoa, Chordata, Aves, Struthioniformes, Struthionidae. The record is from RefSeq and is a predicted model, not a curated record.